CUGUUCUUAUCCAAUUAGUGCUCGGCUGGAAGCCUUCUCGUGUACACCAAAUCUCUCCUUAUCCCCUCCACGUAGCCUCUUUGUUCAGCCUGGAAACUACCGGACACUCCUCCGUCUCGUGAUAUUUUCUCUCUUCCAUAUCUCCACGGAAGCCGCUGGACAUCUCCUAGAUAAUCUUCAGCCGUUACUUCCGCUCGUCCGUGCCAUGCUUACAUUGGUGAUCAAGACGCCUAGGUCUUCACCACCAUCGCUUAGCUGUUCGCCUCUGCGUCAGCUCACCGGACCUGCAGUCCGUCAGGCCACUGUCUACGCUGUGCUCAAGGUCCUACUCACCGUUCUUCUCGUCGACAGCGCCAGUCGUGUCUCCCGCUACACCGACACUUUUUCUCCAUCGCUCGACUCCGUGCUCAGCGCUCUCACCAUCAUUACUGUUCCUCUCCUCGCCGGAGUUCGCCGGGCUUACGCUCAACCCCGCCACCGUGAGAUUUACCUCGCCUCCAAACCGUGUUCGCCGCAGCCCAGCCAUCGUCUACCAUCACGCUCGGCUCCAGCUAGUUGCGCUCCUCGCGCCAACCCUGAUUCCAAGCGCCGCCACAACCUCGUCCUAGAUUCGAGGCAUCACAUCGUCGCUCUGCUGCAUAGGCGCCCAUGUCGUCGCCUUCCUGCCGUCUUUGCUCAUGUGCCAGAACACCUAGAAGAAGUGGCAUUGAAGAAGAAGCCUGCCCCAAGUACUGUUGAUCUAGUGGUGGAGUUCCAUCUAACUAAUUGUCGUGAUUGAAGGGUUUUGGAUCUUCUCCUGCAAAAAGGCAAGCCCCGGUGCAUUUGCCACCUUCCUUGUAUUUACAAAAUUUUAUCACUUAUAUGAUGCAUUAGGUGAUAGGGGUUGAAUGAUUAAACACUUGAUGCAUUACCAUUCCUUGAAAAAAAAUUGAUUACCAUACCUUGUCACCUGAUUUAUAAAAGCUAGAGAUGCUUAAUCAUGCAGAUAGAUUAAAAAAAAUGUUUUUGAUCUACGACUCAUAAUUUCCAAAAGAAAAUUGGCUUGGGAUAAUGAAGGCAUCAUCUGCUGUGAGAAAUUCAUUAUCCAGGCAUGGCCCCUCUGUCAGGCGCCAAAUGUUUUGAGAAAUAGUAUAAAUAAACUUGAGGCCGGGCGGUUGACUUGCACCAGAACGGAGUCUGGUUGUAGUGUCUCCGUCUGUGUCGAUUAAGGACCGUACCGAUUGUAGGCCUGUUGAUCUAGGACCUUUUAGCUGGCCACAUACCUCGUCAUGGGUAAGCUUGAACCCGGCUAUUCCAUACGUGAAAUGACAACCGCGCACUGGGUAUGGGAGAUGGUGGGAGUAGCAGUUAUCCUCCUGGCAAGAGGCUGGAUGGUAGGGUAAUGUGCUCCCGGGUAGCGCGGACCAGUUCAUGUAGUGAAGGAUCCGUGGGGAUGGUUGACAUAUGCAAGGGUUAAGUGCUACAUAUGUCGUGUGGUUGGAGAUCCCCAGCUGGGCAUUAAUCGAUUCGGAUCGCCGUUACUUCUCGGAUAUGAAGACUGGAUCGCUGCCCUUCAUCGUAGAUAACAAGUGAAACAAAAAUUUGGAUUUUAAAAGCAACCUAGUGUAGGUCAAGUGAAUGAUCUAGAUUAGGAAAUUGCUAGAUUCAGGCUAGAAGAUUCAGGUAAUAAACUAACUUGUGAAAUAAAACUUGGCUUAAGGACUCACUUCUAGUAAGCUUUUCUGCAAAAUGAGUCCUUGAACUUUGAUGAGCUUUACCUUGAUUCCCAAAAGCCAGCAUACCCUUGAGAGUCUUUUCUUUAGUCGGGUAAGUCUUGCUGAGUAAUUGUGUACUCAGGGUUUUAUCCCUUAUUGUUUUUGUAGGAGAAGUUUUAUUCCCUUAUCUUUGGGUUAGCUACUUCAUGUGGAUGACUUGAAGCUUAGAAUGUUUAUGUAUAUAUCUUAUGGAAAGGCUUCACCCUUCCAAUUAUUGUAAUAAGUUAUGCACUUCGAGUACUAACAGGACUUGUAAUAAAUACAUCUCUUUCUACCAUGUAAAACUUGAGUUCUGAAAUGUAAAGUGUACUUUGUAAA
Messenger RNA from Zea mays, 2072 nucleotides. RefSeq lists its product as uncharacterized. The coding region runs from base 206 to 778 and encodes 190 amino acids. The record is from RefSeq and is a predicted model, not a curated record. The transcript has 2 exons. NCBI's taxonomy places the organism in Eukaryota, Viridiplantae, Streptophyta, Magnoliopsida, Poales, Poaceae.